AAGACACGCCCACAAAGAACUGUCAGCUGCUCCGUUCAAGAUGGCGCUGUCCUGUAGGGGUGUGUGCCGCGGGGCUUCAGUGAUCUUACUGUAUGGACAACGACCUGUCGGGGUCAAAGCAAGCCUCUGCACACCUAGAUUGACGUCAACACAAUCAAGUUUGUGGUUUGUAAGGCAAUACUCACCUUCGGAAGCGAGGCAUGGGAUCGGCCGAAGCGUUUCGUCCAGGCUCAAGUGGGCCAAUGAGAAGUACGAGAGGUUCCUGCAGCGUCGCUUUCCUCGCUUUUUUGUUCUCUAUGACACCUUUAUGAAAGGUUUUCGGCUACUGUUUCAAGAUGCCAAAGAAAUAAGAAGAAUCCAGACCCGGGUGCUCACCGAGAACAUAGGUUAUGAGAACCUGCCUUACCGUGAGUUGGAGAAACUCAGACAGUUUCGGAGAGACUUACUCAAAGCCAUUCCCCUGGCCAUCAUUUCGAUUCCUCCUUUUGCCAACUAUUUGGUAUUUAUCCUCAUGUACCUCUAUCCUCGCCAGCUCCUCAUCCGACACUUCUGGACCCCACAGAAGCUGGUGGAGUUUCAGGGAAUAUAUCAUGGUCAGAGAGCACAGCAUCACUGCGCUAUAGUCAAAGGACUGGAGAGGACAGCACCUUCUGUUCAAGACAGCCGUAUGAAAAGCCGACUCGUGGAGCUCUGCAGUAAGGUCCGAAAUGGAGCCCAUCCUGUGGUGUCUGACGUUCAUGCAGUCCGAACGUUGUUCUCUGGACCACCUUUAGGUGUCAGGAGAAUGUAUGCCGACCAAAUGCGACAUCUUUGUCCGUUACUCUUCCUGACGCCCCGACUUCCUGCCUUCUGGGUUAGUCGGCGCUUAAAUAAACACGCCUUAGAACUCAUGCAGCUCGACCGUGCCAUUGUUCGGUUAGGUUUGCACCAGUUGAAUGAUGCCGAGCUCAGAGAGGCAUGCUUUGUGAGAGGGUUGAAUCCAGAACUUCUGAGUCCCGGACAGUGUCGUGAAUGGCUUACACAAUGGCUACAGUUCUCAACACACCUCAAGGAAUCAGAGACCUCCCUUUAUCUGCACAGUAUGGUAUUGCUUACUGUUAACUUCCCAAAGCACCCACGUCACUAACCUCAGACAACCAAAUGACUUCUCUACCCAACACUCACCACUGACUUAAAGGGAACAAGAAUCUUGAAUUUUACUCAAAGUUUCACCAUCUGUUACUUCUGUAAUUGGAGGAAUAUUUCUGUUUCUGUAACGUAUAUUCAUAAAUGUUGCAGUCUCAUUUUUGAACACAUAUUCAGUUUACUUUAAUGAGGUAACUUAAAGAAUACCAUUGAGUUUAUAGAAUUUCGGAAGGUAUGUCAUUUUUUCUACGAAGGAGGGGUGUAAUGAUGCCAAAGAGUGCAUCGCUGUGAGAGGUUACAAUCGCAUAUAGUGUGAAAUGACAGACAUAUCUUAUUGGAACUCAUUGGUCUUAUUUUGAGACAUUCAUUGACCUAUUUCGCUAAAGAUUGUCCGAACAGAGUGCUAACUUGUUUCUAUGAUGAUGUUUUCCAUUACAACUUUCUAGUCACAAUCAGAUCUCUGCCAUUUUUCGUGUUUGCACCCCCCCCCACAGAAAUUAAAAUGAGUUUGAUCCUAUUUAUUAAGAUGUUUAAGAAAAAGCCUGAGAAGAGAUAUUACCAAGCUAAAUUCUGUUAUACAGCAUAUCCACAUUUUAAUUGUUUAUAUACACAUUUUAAGUUAAGUGUUUAUUUUUGAGAAUUUCAAAUUACACAAAGAUUAUGUCCUAUUCAAAAAGAAGAUGUCUGUGUGUGCACUGGGCAAAUGGUCAAAGCACUGCAGUUAGGUCGCUAACGCUAUACAAGCUUUUGAUCUUGUGGUAAGCAAGACCAAGAAAUAUGUCUUUAAACCUUUUCAUUCACCCUUUCGAAGGUGCCUUUACAUUUAAAAACACAAAUGCAAACAAAGUGCAAUA
Molecule: messenger RNA, 1979 nt
Organism: Triplophysa dalaica
Lineage: Eukaryota; Metazoa; Chordata; Actinopteri; Cypriniformes; Nemacheilidae
Gene: letmd1
Product: LETM1 domain containing 1
Exons: 9
Coding region: 41-1126 (361 amino acids)
Biological process (GO): intracellular monoatomic cation homeostasis
Cellular component (GO): mitochondrial inner membrane
Molecular function (GO): ribosome binding
Source: RefSeq, a predicted model, not a curated record